GGCAAAAGGACGGGCAUAGCCGAAGAGGCAAAUUGUGUGGUGGGCUUUGCCAUCAAAUCCCAACCCGGGAUCAUCGACCACAGGGCGCGCUAUCCACAUCGUUUCCCGCGCAAAAUGAACGCCAUGGCCGCCACCGCCACCGCCUCCACGUCGCUCCCGGCGAGGACCUUCUCAAGCGCCCGCCCCGUCGCAUGGAUCGCCGCCCGGUGCCUCCCAAGACGGGCAGGAGGAGGGAGCAUGCUGUCGCCCUCUCCUCUCCGCUCAUCCGCCGCGAGAACGCUGCGAGCGGAGGCAGCUCGCGCGUCCGCCGCGGGCGCGGGCGGAGCGCCGGCUGCAGCCCUGCCGGCGGCCCUGCUCUUCGACUGCGACGGCGUGCUCGUGGACACCGAGAAGGACGGCCACCGCAUUUCCUUCAACGAGACGUUCGCCGAGAGGGAAUUAGGUGUGAGCUGGGAUGUUGAACUGUACGGAGAAUUGCUCAAGAUAGGCGGUGGGAAGGAAAGGAUGACAGCAUAUUUCAACAAGACAGAGUGGCCAGCUAAAGCGCCAAAGACUGACGAAGAAAGAAAGGAAUUCGUUGCUUCUCUUCACAAGAGGAAAACAGAAUUGUUUAUGGCCCUAAUUGAGAAGAAGUUGCUUCCUCUCCGUCCAGGUGUUCAAAGGUUAAUUGAUGAAGCUCUAGGAAAAGGGGUGAAAGUUGCAGUAUGCAGUACUUCAAAUGAGAAAGCUGUUUCAGCAAUAGUAUCGUGCUUACUGGGGCCUGACCGAGCAGAAAAGAUUACCAUAUUCGCUGGGGAUGUGGUUCCUCGCAAAAAACCUGAUCCGGCAAUCUACUUGCUAGCAGCAACUACAUUGGAAGUUGAUCCAUCUAGCUGUGUUGUUGUUGAAGACAGUAACAUAGGGCUUUCAGCGGCCAAAGCUGCUGGUAUGAAGUGCAUUGUAACAAAAAGCGGGUACACCGCAGAUGAGGACUUCGUGAUAGCGGACGCCGUGUUCGAUUGCAUCGGCGACCCUCCGGAAGGGCGCUUCGAUUUAGAGUUCUGCGCCAACCUCCUCCAGAAACAAUUCGUGAGCUGAGUAAGCACAUGCUCAGAGUCGACCGGCCUCGUACAUAAAUCUUGUACAGAAGUUUCCCAAGAGUGGUAACCACCAGUUUUAAAUGGUUUUGAAUAUAAAAGAAACACCGCUAUUUUGCACAAAGAAAUGGCUGGCAUUCAACGACACUUGCAAAAUUGUCCGGGUCCUUGGAAAAUUCAUAAAUCAUCCUAUAUUUCUCUA
Molecule: messenger RNA, 1278 nt
Organism: Aegilops tauschii subsp. strangulata
Lineage: Eukaryota; Viridiplantae; Streptophyta; Magnoliopsida; Poales; Poaceae
Product: CBBY-like protein
Molecular function (GO): hydrolase activity
Source: RefSeq, a predicted model, not a curated record